Molecule: messenger RNA, 1308 nt
Organism: Protomyces lactucae-debilis
Lineage: Eukaryota; Fungi; Ascomycota; Taphrinomycetes; Taphrinales; Protomycetaceae
Product: OAS-TL 2 protein
Exons: 1
Coding region: 46-1269 (407 amino acids)
Cellular component (GO): cytoplasm
Molecular function (GO): cysteine synthase activity
Source: RefSeq, a predicted model, not a curated record
GAACUUACUACAAACGAAUUCACUCUGCCUGCAUGUACACAUGGCAUGAAUAGCCAAAAUGAUAGGACACUCUUCUAUCUAGCUGCAGGCCUUGCUGCUGGGUCUCUACUGACUUAUUUGCUCCGUCAAAGCGCCGCUGGUGCUGCUACAAGUACUCUAGAUACACAAGCUACUGCUCCUGCAUCACCGCUCAUCGCCAAUGGACUUGACGAUGCUAUUGGCAAUACCCCGCUCAUCCGUAUCAAGUCACUGAGUGACGCCACAGGUUGUGAGAUUCUCGGCAAGGCAGAAUUUCUCAAUCCUGGUGGCUCUCCCAAAGACCGUGUUGCUCUGGCUAUCCUGAAACAAGGCGAAGCAGCAGGCUUGCUCGUACCAGGUCGUGGCGAUGUUGUGUAUGAAGGGACGGUCGGCAGUACUGGCAUUUCACUUGCUUGGCUGUGUCGAGCACGCGGGUAUACCGCACAUAUUGUCAUGCCUGAUGAUCAAGCUGCUGAAAAGGCAAGUCUAUUGCAAUCCCUCGGAGCGAUCGUUGAACGUGUUCGACCAGCUUCGAUUGUGGAUCGUGGGCAAUUCGUAAAUCGCGCACGAGCACUUGCUGCAGCGCAUUCAGCAGACCCUACAAGACCCGGUCAAGGCCUCUUUGCUGAUCAAUUUGAGACGGAAGCGAAUUGGCAAGCUCAUUAUGCUGGGACGGCUGUGGAAAUACUAGCUCAGACACAAGGCAAGAUGGAUGCUUUUGUGGCUGGUGCAGGCACAGGUGGCACCCUCACUGGUAUUGCAAGACGAUUGAAGCCUGCUAUUCCAGGGCUGCAAAUUGUGCUCGCAGAUCCACAGGGUAGUGGUCUCUUCAACAAGGUUCAGCAAGGUGUGCUUUUUGCAGACACUGAAAGAGAAGGGACGCGCAGACGAAGUCAGGUGGACACGGUUGUGGAAGGCAUUGGCUUGAAUAGGCUUACACGCAAUUUUGCAGCUGGUUUGCCACUCUUGGACCAGGCGAUUCGUGUGACGGAUAGGGAAGCGGUAGCCAUGUCGCAGUAUCUCAUGCAACACGAUGGCUUGUUUUUGGGGAGUUCAAGUGCCGUCAAUUGUGUGGCUGCUGUACGCAUGGCAGAGCAGAUGGGUCCCGGUCAUCGGAUAGUGACGAUUCUCUGUGAUCCUGGGACGCGACACUUGUCCAAGUUUCACAAUACUGCAUACCUGGCGUCGCAUGACUUGACUUCUGAAGCGUCACUACGGUUUGACGGUCGUAGAAUGGUAUUUCCUUGGUAGAAUAGUACCGUAGUGAGUGACCCUUUCGCAUGAUUCAGG